AUGAGCUUGGAGGAUGCUCAAGAUGCCUUCGCCGGAUCCGGACCAAGCAGUUGUUCUAUGGCUCCCGCAGAUACCAUCCUACUUGUGCUGCCAGUCCAUCCAAGGAUGAUUGGGCACCUCACCAGCGAAAUGAUUUGGUUGCUAGGUGCCUUGUCGUGGUUUCAUGGUCCCACUGGCAAGAAACUGCUGGCUGCAUUGUGGCGAGCGGCUGGUGAGCAUAUGCAUAUGGGUAAGCCACCAAGUGGUCUUCGCCGGAAUACAACAGAGGUGUUGUUGGCACCUUCCCCAGGACGUGCUACAGACUUGGAGGACUUUCUACUAAAGGACAUCUUUUCUUUAUUGAGUGAUCAGCCUAUUCGCACUUUGCUCCCGAACAAGCACAGCUGUCGCUGCUACAGGAAGGGUGCAGUCUGGGGAUAUGUAGAAGUACCAUUUUCUGGGCCUGGCGACUUUACUUAUGUUGAUUCUGCUGCCAUACGAUAUGCUGUGGCAAAACACAUCCUUCCCAGCUACUUGUGGAGACCCCGUUUGGAGCUGGGCAAAGUCAGAGCUAUGCUUGUGGACCGCUGCAGCAAGGAGCCAGUUCAAUUGCGGUCUCACACGCCGGAGAUUCUUCAGCUUCUCGCGGAAAAUUACCUGCAGGAAUUCUGGAACGCUCAUGUUUCUUUUCUUUACGUGCUGAGUACUCAGCAUAGCUAA
Molecule: messenger RNA, 699 nt
Organism: Durusdinium trenchii
Lineage: Eukaryota; Dinophyceae; Suessiales; Symbiodiniaceae
Source: the annotation of a GenBank genome assembly